Microthlaspi erraticum is the source of this 1278-nucleotide messenger RNA. The record is from the annotation of a GenBank genome assembly. Lineage: Eukaryota; Viridiplantae; Streptophyta; Magnoliopsida; Brassicales; Brassicaceae.
AUGGAUCCUGAAGAAAAUAAGACUACGGUUUUGGAAUUCAUUCUCUCCUCCUCCAGCAAAAGCAGCUUGGAGUCCACAAUUUUCUCCUUCCUUUCGUGUCCGGAUUCAGCAUUGUUCUCUAACAAUUUCUUUUUUGAAUGUCUCUCACCCUGUGAUGAUAAUCACUACGUUAAGGAUCAGCUCAUCCAUCGUACUCUACGACGACUCUUGCUUCUUCUCGAGUCCACUAAACGGUGCUCACGGAAGCAGCUCACACUCCACAAUUCCAUCUCUUGGUUCCUCCCUCCCGACCUCACGAUUAAGGUCUUUUCGAUGCUUGAUACAAAGUCUCUCAUGCAAGUUGCUGCUUGUUGCACCAUGUUCAACAAAUCUGCCAUGGAGCCUUUAUGUUACUCCCACAUCGACUUGACGACAGCUUUUGCACACGCUGAUGAUGGAGUUGUACGUACUAUGAUCCAACGUGCUGGAAAGGAACUUAGAUCCCUUAAACUUGGUCGUCCUCCUCACCAAAAUGAAUAUGCUACAGUUUUGCUUAGUGCCUAUUGCCUUGCUCCACUAUCCCCUGAUAUGGGUUUUACUGGGGUUCGCUUGAGAAGCUUACAUCUUUACAGUAUCACAUGGUUGAACGAGAUGUCCUUAUGUACUUCAUUGUCAGCCUGCUCAAAUCUAUUUGACUUGAAAAUUGUUGAGUUUAAUGGUUCAUUAGAGCUGGUAUUAAAGUCACUCGCGAGAAAAUGUCGCUUGAUAGAGCAUCUUUUCUUAGAGACUUCUUUUGGAGACGAUUGCGUUACAACAGAAUCAACCAUCGACGCGUUUGUGACUAAUUGCUCGAACUUAACUUCCCUAACACUUAAAGACUUCUAUCUAAAUGACCAAAUAGCUCGAAUUCUUGUUAAGGGAUUUCGUAAACUUAAAUAUAUGAAUCUAUCCCGCACAUUUGGAUUUGAUGGAAGCUUUUUGAGGUCAAGCUGCAAAAACAGUUUGCUCGAGACUCUAAUAUUGCGUGACUGUUCUCUAAAGGAGAGAGAAGUUUUGGAGUUUUUUAAUUCACUAGUCGCUGGGAACUUCAGAUUCAUUCGGUAUAUUGAUGUAUCAAGAAAGAACGGUUUAAUCUGUGAUGGAGACACAACAUCAUCCGAACCAAACUUUCCUUUGGAAAAGCUGAAAAAAGAAAGACCAUAUUUUAAACUUGUGGCAGAAUUUCCCACAAAUGUACCAAGAGAGAUGUCAAGGUAUGAUUACUUUUUUUUCGCUUCAUUUGAUUCCUGUAUGCUCUGA